This is a messenger RNA of Frieseomelitta varia, 5861 nucleotides long. RefSeq names its product brefeldin A-inhibited guanine nucleotide-exchange protein 2 (gene Sec71). NCBI's taxonomy places the organism in Eukaryota, Metazoa, Arthropoda, Insecta, Hymenoptera, Apidae. Gene Ontology annotation, biological process: regulation of ARF protein signal transduction. The transcript is spliced from 13 exons. The coding region runs from base 409 to 5505 and encodes 1698 amino acids. The record is from RefSeq and is a predicted model, not a curated record. Gene Ontology annotation, molecular function: guanyl-nucleotide exchange factor activity.
AGAUAGUAGACAGAGGGUGCCACCUGACUCUCCUUCGUCGUUUCAGUUUGUCUCCUUGUGCAAUUUCUCCGCUGUUUCGAAAAGAGGGUAGUUGUCAUUUCUCAAGGUUUCGUCGUCAUUCCGUGUGAUCACGUGCAGUAUGGUGUGAAACGUACUUUUAACUCAAGAUUCGUUCUAAGUAUCGUUGCUCCACCCAUCUGUUGUCAUUCUGAGUUCGUGAUCGAUUCGCGUUUUUCGUCGACAAUACCGCAGAAGUUGCCGCGGAUAUUUGCCCCACGAAAGAUGGUGCAGAACGAUGCUCGACGAGAAACCGGUACAUAAGUCACGAUGGUGAAGAUGCGAGAUUCCGAUCGGGCCGCGUGUGCUCCCGUGCCAGCCUAGCAGAGGGAUCAGUGGAGCCUGGCGACGAUGCGAGAUAACUCCAAAGAGAUGUUCAUUAUCAGAGCUUUGGAAAAGAUCCUGGCUGACCGGGAUGUCAAACGGUCGCAUCUUUCUCAACUUAGAAAGUCCUGCGAGACUGCACUUGAUAACUUGAGAAAUGAGAUCAAAGAAAGCUCAGGCACUCAAGUGUCAACUGCUUUGCCACAGCCUCGCAGUGAUUCGUAUGUCAUCUCUGCAGAAAAAUAUUUUUUGCCCUUUGAAUUGGCUUGUCAGAGCAAAUCUCCAAGAAUUGUAGUCACUGCUCUGGACUGUCUACAAAAGUUGAUUGCCUAUGGACAUCUUACAGGAAAUGUACCUGACUCUACAGAGCCAAAUAAGCUGCUCAUUGUACGCAUUGUUGAGACAAUAUGUGGAUGUUUUAUGGGGCCACAAACGGAUGAGGGAGUCCAGCUGCAGAUUAUAAAAGCUCUUCUCACGGUAAUGACAAGUCAGCAUGUCGAAGUUCACGAGGGUACCGUGUUACUCACCAUACGUGCAGUGUACAGCGUUUAUCUGGCUUCAAGGAACUUGGUUAAUCAAACUACAGCCAGAGCUACGCUCACCCAGAUGAUCAAUGUUAUUUUCGCGCGCAUGGAGACACAAGCGGAAGAAGAGACCAUCCGAACCGAGACAGAACAAUCUGAAACGACUAACGCAAAUUCCACUAAUUGUACUUCUGGUGGAGAACUCGAAACUGAGACAGUAAAUCAUGAAGAAUCAACUACGGAGGGCAGUCAAGAAUCACAGUUGAUAGUUCGAGGAAUUUUGGAAGAUGUGGUAAAUUCCAUUGUUCCUGAGGAUUCGACAAAUGUAACUACCGUAACUUCGGAGGAGGCUAGCUUAGAUCAAGUGCCUAUAGACGAAAACUCCGAUGAGACUGUUGCGGAGAACGAUAAUAUGGUCAGGGCAAAAUUUACUCAUGUACUGCAGAAAGAUGCCUUCCUGGUUUUUAGAGCACUUUGCAAGCUUUCCAUGAAACCACUGCCUGAUGGUACUCCAGACCCAAAGUCCCAUCAGCUCAGGUCGAAGAUUCUUUCAUUACAAUUGCUUUUGGGUAUUCUGCAAAAUGCUGGACCGGUGUUGCGUUCUAAUGAAAUGUUCGUCAUAGCCAUAAAACAGUACCUCUGUGUAGCACUCUCAAAGAACGGUGUCUCUUCCGUUCCUGAAGUGUUCGAAUUAUCCCUAGCAUUAUUCCUCGCAUUGCUGGCUCGUUUCAAAGUGCACUUAAAGAUGCAGAUUGAGGUUUUCUUCAAGGAGAUCUUUAUGAAUAUCCUCGAAACCUCUAGCAGUUCCUUCGAACACAAGUGGAUGGUAAUUCACGCUCUGACUCGUAUUUGUGCGGAUGCACAGAGUGUCGUGGACAUCUAUGUGAACUAUGACUGCGACUUGUCAGCUGCGAAUUUGUUUGAAAGGCUUGUGAAUGACUUAUCGAAGAUUGCACAAGGUAGACAAGCACUAGAAUUAGGUGCCUCACCUAAUCAAGAAAAAUCAAUGCGAAUCAGAGGCCUUGAGUGCUUAGUGUCAAUUUUAAAGUGCAUGGUUGAGUGGAGCAGAGAUCUGUAUGUUAACCCAAGUGUUCCAGCUGAUCAACAGCUUCCAUCGGAGCCUCCUGAUCCUCCAGUGGAACCACCUCUACCGCGUUAUGGAAGCGCUGGCAGUUUAUCCUCAGCAAAUUCUAGUCUAAUAGGCAAUAAGGAGAUUCCAGACUCUCCUGAGCAAUAUGAAGUACAGAAACAACAAAAAGAAGUGUGGGAAACUGGAAUCGACAUUUUUAAUCGAAAGCCAAGCAAGGGAGUACAAUAUCUUCAAGAGCAAGGUCUUCUAGGUAAUUCUUCUGAAGACGUUGCUCGUUGGCUUCAUAUGGACGAACGACUCGAUAAAACCGCGAUAGGCGAUUUUCUUGGCGACCACAAUCACAAUCAGGUGAUGUACAGUUAUAUCGAUCAAAUGAACUUUGCCGAUCGCGAUUUAGUUACAGCCUUGAGAUAUUUUCUCGAGGGUUUUCGGCUGCCUGGUGAAGCGCAGAAGAUCGAUCGGUUAAUGGAGAAGUUUGCCAGUCGAUAUUGUGAAUGUAACCCAAAUAAUGGAUUGUUCACAAGUGCAGAUACCGCAUACGUAUUGGGCUUUUCAAUUAUUAUGCUGACUACUGAUCUCCAUUCGCCUCAAGUGAAGAAUAAAAUGACCAAAGAGCAAUAUAUCAAACUAAACCGACGUAUCAGCGAUAACGAAGAUUUGCCCGAAGAAUAUUUGUCGAAAAUUUACGAUGAGAUAGCCGGCAACGAAAUUAAAAUGAAGUCCAAUCCUAAUCGUCCUGGCAAGCAAGUGAUAUCUAGUGAAAAGAAACGACGACUAUUAUGGAACAUGGAAAUGGAGGUAAUAUCGACAGCAGCGAAAAAUCUAAUGGAAUCUGUCAGUCAUGUACAAGCACCGUUCACCACAGCUAAACAUUUGGAACAUGUUCGACCAAUGUUUAAAAUCGCGUGGACACCGUUUUUAGCCGCAUUCAGCGUCGGCCUUCAAGACUGUGAUGAUCCAGAAAUUGCCUCACUUUGUCUAGAUGGCAUUAGAUGUGCAAUACGCAUUGCUUGCAUAUUUCACAUGACGUUAGAACGAGAUGCAUACGUACAAGCUUUGGCGCGGUUUACUCUGUUGACUGCAAAUUCACCGAUCACCGAAAUGAAGGCGAAAAACAUCGACACGAUUAAAACUCUGAUUACUGUAGCUCACACCGAUGGUAACUAUCUUGGCAGUUCUUGGCUGGAUGUUGUCAAAUGCAUCUCCCAACUCGAACUUGCUCAGCUAAUUGGGACUGGAGUCAGACCACAGCUCCUCGGCCCACCUUCGAAGCCACAUUUCCCGUCGCCGUUGGUCAACUUCAACCUAACACAUAAUAACUCCCAUCAGAACAAUAAUUUGAAUCUCAGCUCGUUGGAUCCAAGUGUAAAGGAAUCAAUAGGAGAAACAAGUUCUCAAAGCGUCGUGGUGGCAGUUGAUCGAAUAUUCACGGGUUCCACCAGAUUAGAUGGUGACGCCAUUGUAGAAUUCGUGAAAGCUCUUUGUCAAGUUUCACUGGAGGAGUUAUCACAUCCAACGCAACCUAGAAUGUUCUCAUUGACCAAAAUUGUAGAGAUAUCUUAUUACAACAUGGGACGUAUCAGACUUCAGUGGUCCAGAAUUUGGCAAGUGAUAGGGGAUCAUUUUGAUAGAGUUGGCUGCAGUCCCCGUCAGGACAUCGCUUUCUUUGCAGUUGAUUCUUUGAGGCAGCUUGCAACUAAGUUCAUAGAGAAAGGAGAAUUUGCCAAUUUCCGAUUUCAAAAGGAUUUCCUCAGGCCGUUUGAGCAUAUCAUGAAGAAGAACCGGUCACCAGUGAUUCGAGACAUGGUAGUCCGUUGUGUCGCGCAAAUUGUACACUCACAGGCUCCUAAUAUACGAUCAGGAUGGAAAAAUAUAUUCAGCGUGUUCCAUCAUGCAGCUAGCGACAGAGAUGAAUCUGUAGUAGAGCUUGCAUUUUCUAUGACUGGAAAGAUUAUAAAUGAAUUAUAUGCCGAAGAUUUCAGUAUCAUGGUAGAUUCGUUCCAAGAUGCCGUAAAGUGCCUCAGUGAAUUCGCUUGCAAUGCCUCCUUCCCAGAGACAAGCAUGGAGGCCAUAAGAUUGAUACGUUCUUGCGCGUCAUAUAUUGAUGCCAAUCCGAAUCUCUUCGCGGAGGGCAUGAUGGAUGACAGUGGAAUGGUAUCUGAAGAAGACAGAGCUUGGGUUAGGGGAUGGUUUCCACUGUUGUUCGAGUUGUCGUGUAUAGUAAGCAGGUGUAAGUUAGACGUUCGAACACGAGCGUUAACCGUUCUUUUUGACGUCGUGAAGACGCAUGGAGCUUCUUUCAAACCCCAUUGGUGGAAAGAUCUCUUCCAAGUCCUGUUCAGAAUCUUCGACAACAUGAAACUUCCUGAACAACAUACAGAGAAAGCAGAAUGGAUGACAACAACAUGCAACCAUGCCCUAUACGCAAUUGUUGACGUAUUCUCACAGUUUUACGACAUUUUAGGACCUCUUCUCCUAGAGCAAUUGUACUCCCAGCUACUCUGGUGUGUGCAGCAAGACAAUGAACAACUGGCACGUUCAGGAACCAAUUGCCUGGAGAACCUUGUGAUCAGCAACGGCAUCAAGUUCGACGAGCAGACUUGGGAGAAAACUUGCAGUUGUGUCCUGGAUAUCUUCGAGAGUACCCUGCCGUCCGCCCUACUUACUUGGAAACCCCAAUCGCCUAAUAAAGAAUCUGAUCUAGAUGUAAUUACAGGAGAGGCGGACAGUCACGUGGGAAUUCUCAAAAGGAGCAACAGUUCCCAAAGUUUAAUAAACGGCGAGUCAAUAAAGAACAAAAUUUUCUCCGCACUAUUGAUUAAGUGUGUCGUACAGUUAGAGCUGAUUCAAACGAUAGACAACAUCGUCUUCUAUCCAGCUACGUCUAGAAAGGAAGAUCAGGAGAAUUUAGCGUUAGCACAGGCGGACAUGUUCAAUGGAAAGUCCUCUGAAUUGGGUGUAAGAGCUGGUGCAGACCAGCAGAAGGAAGAACAGGGCAUGUACUACGCUUUGACUACUACGCAUCUAUUGCAAUUAGUCGAAUGUUUAUUGAAAUCCCAUAGAUUCGCUAAGAGUUUCAACUCCAAUCACGAACAACGGAACGUGUUGUGGAAGGCUGGUUUCCGGGGCAACGUGAAGCCAAAUCUACUCAAACAAGAAACACAGUCGUUAGCCUGUGCAUUGAGAAUCCUUUUUAAAAUGUACAGUGACGAAGCUCAUAGAGCUGAUUGGAGCAAGGUGGAAACUAGGCUCGUUGAAGUGGCUUGUGAAGCGCUAGAAUACUUCCUGGCACUUUCCAACGAGGCUCACCGAGAUGCUUGGACUCCGAUACUGUUGUUGCUUCUGACAAGAAUCUUGAAAAUGAGCGACAAUCGGUUUGCUGUUCACGCGUCCAGCUGUUACCCGCUACUUUGUGAAGUUAUGUGCUUUGAUCUCAAACCGGAAUUAAGGUCUGUGCUGCGGAGAUUCUUCCUAAGAAUUGGCCCGGUAUUUAGGAUCACGCAGCAGUAGUUGUAACGAGUUUUUGUAAAAAGUGAGGUGAUAUAAUUUUUUGACCUUAAAAUUGAUGAGAGAGAUUCUUGCAAUUUGAAUUAGGUCAAAGAUUUUUUUAUUUUAGAUGCGUUAUAUUGAAAGAGGAUGGUUAGUAUUGUACAAAAUUUUUGAACAACUCAAAACGAGAUUGUUCUGAAAUUUUGUAUGCUAUUAUGACAGUUCAGAUUUGAAUAAUUUAUAUAGUAUCUUCUUUUAUCUUUAAUUUGCAAAUUAUGACUUGUACUUCUUGCAAGAAUUUCUUCUGCAUAUAUCGUAAUGCAAAUUGGAAUGAAACAGUUUUUGAUUGAAAUAUAAUUUUCUCUCGAAGAAUAAAA